GCGCGUCGCGGGAAGAGGGCGGUGGGACCUUCACGCGCGGAGCCAGUCCCCGGGACCCGCGGGCCGGGUGCCCAGACGCUCGCCCGCCCUGGGGCCGGACCCGACGGAGCUGCCGGCCGUCUCCGGGCCCCGCGCGCGGCAGGACCCCCGGGGUCUCGCCGAGCCAUUCAGCCCGGCGCCCGGUGUGGGGGCGCGGCCUUAGGGCCGGGCCCCGCGGGAUUUCCGAUGGAGGCGCAGGAGGCGCCGUCCCGCCGUGGGCUGGAUGCUGAGGUGCCUGCACCCCUGGUGGCUGAGCGGUGGCCGGGCGGGACUGCGCCUCCUGCGGCGACAUCUGUUCACAAUGAAGGUGCAGUCUCCGGAGUUCCAGUCGCUGUUCACGGAGGGGCUGCAGAGCCUCACAGAGUUAUUUGCCAAAGAAAACCACGAGCUGCGGAUAGCAGGCGGCGCCGUGCGGGACCUGCUGACGGGCGUGAAGCCGCAAGACGUGGACUUCGCCACCACCGCCACGCCCGAGCAGAUGAAGGGGCUGUUCCAGGCCGCCGGCGUCCGCAUGAUCAACAACAAGGGGGAGAAGCACGGGACCGUCACGGCCAGGCUGCAUAACGAAAAUUUUGAGAUCACCACACUGCGGAUUGACGUGGUCACGGACGGAAGACACGCGGAGGUGGAAUUCACGACUGACUGGCAGAGAGACGCCGAGCGCCGAGACCUCACUGUCAACUCGAUGUUCCUGGGCUUUGAUGGUACUUUAUAUGACUACUUUAAUGGUUAUGAAGAUUUAAAAAAUAAGAAAGUGAGAUUUGUUGGACAUGCUAAAAAGAGGAUACAAGAAGAUUACCUUAGAAUUUUAAGAUAUUUCAGGUUUUAUGGGAGAAUUGUCGACGAACCUGGUGACCACGAUCCUGAGACUUUGGAAGCAAUUGCAGAAAACGCCAAAGGCCUGGGCGGGAUUUCAGGAGAGAGGAUUUGGGUGGAGCUGAAAAAAAUUCUGGUUGGAAAUCAUGUCAAUCAUUUGGUUCACCUCAUCUACGACCUCGACGUGGCUCCCUACAUAGGUUUACCUGCUAAUGCGAGUUUGGAAGAAUUUGACAAAGUCAGUAAAAAUGUUGACGGAUUUUCACCAAAGCCAAUGACUCUCUUGGCCUCGUUAUUCAAAGUACAGGAUGAUGUCACAAAAUUGGAUUUGAGGUUGAAGAUUUCAAAAGAAGAGAAAAACCUUGGUUUGUUUCUAGUGAAAUACAGGAACGACUUAACUAAAGCAACGGAUAGUUCCGAACCACUGAAACCCUAUCAGGACUUCAUUAUAGAUUCCAGGGAGCCCGACGCCGCCGCCCGCGUCUGGGAGCUGCUGAAGUACCAGGGCCAGCCCGGCCUCCUGCGGGACCUGCAGCAGUGGUCCGUGCCCUCGUUCCCCGUCAGCGGCCACGACAUCAGGAAGGCGGGCAUCUCCUCUGGGAAGGAAAUCGGGGCGCUGCUGCAGCAGCUGCGGGACCAGUGGAAGAAGAGCGGUUACCGGAUGGAGAAGGACGAGCUGCUGAGUCACAUAAAGAAGAGCUAAGUCCGUGAGAGCCGCCGCCAGCAGGACAGCUCGGUAAGCCGCUCGCACCUCUGCCCUGGGGAGGCUCAAGAGACUCGAGUAGCGGCGUGAAGGCAGCCGAGGGUCUUCAGAGAAUAAAGCCUUUUACACUCUGGGAGUCGCUGUACUUCAGGCAUGAGGUGAAGGCUACCUCCCCUCUGGAGCACAGACCACGUGCCACUCUGCACAUGGCCUCCCACGAUCCCCACGUCACAGGAGUGUCACCGGUGCUGUCCAACAGCCCCGAACGUUCUCCUGGAAUAGUUCCUACUGAGAAGAGGCUAGUUGGCCUUGCCCGUGUAACCUGUGUAGGCUGUAGCUGUACCCUGGCCUUUUAUAAUUGGCUUUCCUUCUUGUGUA
This is a messenger RNA of Eptesicus fuscus (big brown bat), 1936 nucleotides long. It is a transcript of the gene TRNT1, whose product is annotated as tRNA nucleotidyl transferase 1. Gene Ontology annotation, biological process: RNA processing. The transcript is spliced from 8 exons. Gene Ontology annotation, molecular function: RNA binding; nucleotidyltransferase activity. Bases 263 to 1558 code for a protein of 431 amino acids. The record is from RefSeq and is a predicted model, not a curated record. Lineage: Eukaryota; Metazoa; Chordata; Mammalia; Chiroptera; Vespertilionidae.